This is a messenger RNA of Perkinsus marinus ATCC 50983, 434 nucleotides long. RefSeq lists its product as hypothetical. The transcript is spliced from 4 exons. The record is from RefSeq and is a predicted model, not a curated record. The annotation marks the transcript as partial. Lineage: Eukaryota; Perkinsozoa; Perkinsida; Perkinsidae.
GGCCCUGUGGAGGAGGAGGAGGAGAAAACUAAGCGAGUGAGAAUGUAUGGCUACGACGACGAUGAGGAUGAAGACGAGCGGGAUGAUAUUUAUGAUGAUGAUGAUGAUGAUGAUAUCAUUCAAAUCGAAGAGAGGAGAGGCCGUGGUGGGGAUCCUCUCAGUUCUAUACCGAGAGAUGCGUACAUACUAGGCGGUGGCUCUGGCUCGAUAAGAAUACCAGAUUUUGAUAAGAUGCUCCCAAGACCCGAUGUUGUUACUCGCAAUGUGAAUGAGUUUAUCCCCGCAGAGAAUGCUGAUUUGGCCAGCAGUACCAGAGUGAACCCACUGGCGAACCUAAUAGAGUUUAGGAAAAUGCCGGGAGGACAGAAGUCUUCGAAGCCUCGUAAAUCACUCCUGCGUGGCGAGCCCGUACCGUUGGAUCCGGAUGCACAUCG